AUGUCAAACAUAACUACCUGCAUCAAGACUCUCGGUCGGGGCAUCUGUAUCAUCACUGGAGCUUCCAAGGGUUUUGGACAUACCUUGGCGCAACAGGUGUGUAGUCUGCUGGAGUCUGGAUCUGUCCUGCUGCUGGUGGCUCGCACUGGGACUUUGCUCCAGAAGCUGACAGAAGAGUUGCAGAGCUCCACAUCAGCCCAGCAGCUGGUGGUUCGCUGUAUAGAGGCUGAUCUGAGCACAGAAGAAGGGGUGAAGGAGACAGUGAGGGCUGCAAAGCAGGAGGAUGUAAAGGAUGUAGACCAUGUGCUUCUUAUCAAUAAUGCUGCCUCUCUCCCCUCCAUUUCUCACUUUUCCAGCUUCAUCAACCCUGAUGAAGUGAAUUCCUAUCUUUUCUUUAAUGUGACUUCUGCUUUGACGCUGACUGCUGGGAUCCUACAGGCAUUUCCACCAAGACCAGGCCUGAGAUGGACUGUAGUUAACAUCUCCUCAGCGUUUGCACUGCAAGCUUUACCAUCCUGGGUGCUGUACUGCACCGGUAAGGCCGCAAGGGAGAUGAUGUUCAGGGUAUUGGCUGCAGAGGAGCCAAACGUCAAAGUCCUCAGCUACUCUCCAGGUCCUAUGGACACAGAGAUGCAGGAGGAGAUUUGCAGGUUGACGGGUGCCUGUUACGAUUUACUCCCAUGUCAGGAACCUGGAGCCAAACUGAUGAAGUUACUUCUGGACAACAACUUUAUCUCAGGAUCACACAUCGACUUUUUUGAUGCAUGA
Messenger RNA from Sphaeramia orbicularis (orbiculate cardinalfish), 768 nucleotides. RefSeq names its product sepiapterin reductase b (gene sprb). NCBI's taxonomy places the organism in Eukaryota, Metazoa, Chordata, Actinopteri, Kurtiformes, Apogonidae. The coding region runs from base 1 to 768 and encodes 255 amino acids. Gene Ontology annotation, biological process: tetrahydrobiopterin biosynthetic process. The transcript has 4 exons. Gene Ontology annotation, molecular function: sepiapterin reductase (NADP+) activity. The record is from RefSeq and is a predicted model, not a curated record.